AAAAAAAAAAAAAAAGAAAAAAACAAACAAACAAACAGAGGAUAGCGAAGUUCUCAACUCAUUAAGAGUAUCAAGCAAAAGGAAUACCACAUCAAUUGCAAUCGCAGCACAGCAAAUACGGUACUUUCUUGUUUGUGAUCAACAAAUUUCAUCUAGGCAUGGUGGGUUUUGUUGAAAUUCACAAAAUUUGCCACUCAAUUCAAUCUAGAAAUCUACAAACCCUAACCCCAACCCCAUAUUUCGCAUUGUAUAGAUAUUGUCAUUUUGAACCAAACCCAAAUUCUAGUCUUUCCAACCCAUCUCUAUCUUCAUAUUUCACUCAAGGGACUACAGAAAAUGCAGGGGAACAGAGGAGGCAGGGGUCCUUUUUUUUAUCAAAUUGAGAAAGAUUUCGUAAAAUUUCAUCUGGGCAUGGUGGGUUUUGUUGAAAUUUGUAAAAUUUUCCACUCAAUUCAAUCUAGAAAACUACAAACCCUAACCCCAUAUUUCGCAUUGUAUAGAUACUGUCAUUUUGAACCAAACCCAAAUUUUAAUCUUUCCAAUCCAGCUGUGUCUUUGGGGCAAAAAAUCCCCCAAAAUAAUGUUGCAAUUUUCUGGGAUUUGGAUAACAAGCCACCAAAAUCAUUUCCUCCUUAUGAAGCUGCCAUCCGGCUAAAAAGGGCAGUGGCAGAGUUCGGCGCAGUUCGAUACACGGGGGCUUAUGCGAAUCGCCACGCAUUUAGUUAUGUUCCUCCAGAAGUCAGGGAGAAAAGGAAAGAUAGGAAGGCAUUGAAUCAAUUGGAAAAUAAGGGUAUUAUUAAGCGGGUUGAACCCUAUGUUUGUCGAGUUUGUGGGAGGAAUUUUUAUACCAAUGACAAGCUUGUCAAUCAUUUUAAGCAAAUUCAUGAGCGUGAACAGAUGAAAAGGUUGAAUCAGAUUGAGUCGGCAAGGGGGAAGAGGAGGGUGAAUUUGGUAGCAAAGUUUUCAAUGAAGAUGGAGAAGUAUAAGAAUGCUUCAAGGGAUGUUUUGACUCCUAAAGUUGGGUAUGGAUUGGUGGAUGAGUUGAAACAGGCUGGUUUUUGGGUUAGGACCGUGUCGGAUAGGCCACAAGCUGCAGACAUUGCAUUGAGGAAUCAUAUGGUGGAUAUGAUGGACAGAAGGCAAGUUGAGUGUGUAGUCCUUGUGUCGGAUGAUUCGGAUUUUGUGGAGGUUUUGAAGGAGGCAAGAUUGAGAUGUUUCAAUACGGUUGUUGUGGGUGAUAGCAAUGAUGGGGCACUUAAGAGAACCGCGGAUGCUGCAUUCUCGUGGCAGGAAAUUAUGAUGGGAAAGGCGAAGAAGGAGGCUGUAUCAGUUGUGGGGCGGUGGAAGGAUCGUGAUGUUUUGAAGAGAUUGGAGUGGACUUACGACCCAGAAAGGGAUAGAAAAUUGUAUGGUUUGGAUGAUGAGUUUGAUGUGGAGAGCUGGGAUUCAGAAAUUGAAGGCUCCUCUUCCGGGGAAGAUGAUAACUGUUUGCAGAAGGAAGACAAGAACAUGUGGUGGGCACUGGAAUCUAAUGCUGAUGUCAAAUCAUUAUAAUCAUUACUUUCUCUUGGUUAGCAUCACCUCAGAUAUUGUUUUAAAGAAAUGGAAGGCUUGCAUAAUAUCUUACAGUGGCUAGUAGUUGUGGUGGGCUAGGAUAAAUCAAUCCUGAGAUGACUAUGAGGCUCCCUGUUGCUUAUAAGAGGUGGGGGGUCAAGGCGUCUUCUCAGAUUGCAUUUCUUUUAUUGGUGAUGGUGCCUGAGGCUGUGGAUUCCAAGAAGGCUAGAACAGCUACGGUUUUUAUUUGUUCCCUUUGUUCCAAGGUGAUGAUGGCCUUUCCCCUCCUCCGGCAGAUAAAGCAGUUGAUCCUGAUUUUCUUCUAGAAAGCGACCACUGAAUUCAGACUUUGCAGGGGAGGGAAAAGAACCCGUAAUUCAAUUCUUCCCAUUCGUAGGCUCUAAGUCUUCAAGGUUUCAGAGUUCGAUUCUUUAUGAAUGCUAAAAAAUUAAUUAACAUUGGCAUGACUUGUUGAGUGUCACUUUUCGUUGACCCAAUGAAAUUUAAGAGUGUACAAACAAUUAUGUAAAAUACAUGGAGAAAAGGAAAAAGGAAAAGAAAAAGAAAAGUUCUUUUGAGAGUAUUAUAUGUACAACAGGAUGGCCCAUCAAAAGGGAAAUCUCAUGGCAUGCCUUCUAACUCCAAGUUAAAUUAUGUACAAGGAUAUUCCUUUUACAGUGUUUAUAACCAUUAUCUGUUUAGUGAA
Messenger RNA from Camellia sinensis, 2260 nucleotides. RefSeq names its product zinc finger (C2H2 type) family protein. Gene Ontology annotation, molecular function: RNA nuclease activity. The record is from RefSeq and is a predicted model, not a curated record. NCBI's taxonomy places the organism in Eukaryota, Viridiplantae, Streptophyta, Magnoliopsida, Ericales, Theaceae.